AUGGCUCGCACUAAGCAGACCGCUCGCAAGUCCACCGGCGGCAAGGCGCCGCGCAAGCAGCUGGCCACCAAAGCGGCCCGGAAGAGUGCGCCGGCCACGGGCGGCGUGAAGAAGCCGCACCGCUACCGGCCCGGCACGGUGGCCCUGCGCGAGAUCCGCCGCUACCAGAAGUCCACGGAGCUGCUCAUCCGCAAGCUGCCGUUCCAGCGGUUGGUGCGCGAGAUCGCGCAGGACUUCAAGACCGACCUGCGCUUCCAGAGCUCGGCCGUGAUGGCGCUGCAGGAGGCGUGCGAGGCCUACCUGGUGGGGCUCUUCGAGGACACCAACUUCUUGCAAGUGUUUGUUAUGUCGGGUCGUGGGAAAGGGGGGAAGGGUCUCGGAAAGGGGGGCGCCAAACGCCACCGCAAGGUGCUGCGCGAUAAUAUCCAGGGCAUCACCAAACCCGCCAUUCGGCGUCUGGCCCGGCGUGGUGGCGUCAAGCGCAUCUCCGGCCUCAUCUAUGAGGAGACCCGUGGGGUGCUGAAGGUGUUCCUGGAGAACGUGAUUCGGGACGCUGUCACUUACACCGAGCACGCCAAGCGCAAGACUGUCACCGCCAUGGACGUGGUCUACGCGCUCAAGCGCCAGGGACGCACCCUUUAUGGCUUUGGCGGCUGAGUGUUUAGUUUUGUGUCUGUUCCUUUAACAAAA
Molecule: messenger RNA, 690 nt
Organism: Eubalaena glacialis (North Atlantic right whale)
Lineage: Eukaryota; Metazoa; Chordata; Mammalia; Artiodactyla; Balaenidae
Product: histone H3.1-like
Exons: 2
Coding region: 1-657 (218 amino acids)
Cellular component (GO): nucleosome
Molecular function (GO): DNA binding; protein heterodimerization activity; structural constituent of chromatin
Source: RefSeq, a predicted model, not a curated record